Messenger RNA from Microthlaspi erraticum, 1041 nucleotides. NCBI's taxonomy places the organism in Eukaryota, Viridiplantae, Streptophyta, Magnoliopsida, Brassicales, Brassicaceae. The record is from the annotation of a GenBank genome assembly.
AUGGAUACGGCUCAAUGGCCACAGGAGAUUGUAGUGAAGCCCUUGGAAGAAAUAGUAACGAACACAUGCCCAAAGCCACAACCGCCCAAGCCACAGCAGCCACCAGCGGUUGGAGCGGCGGGUGGAGCUGAGAGGAAGGCAAGACCAGAAAAAGACCAAGCUGUAAACUGCCCAAGAUGUAAUUCAAUCAACACAAAGUUUUGCUACUACAACAAUUAUAGCUUGACGCAGCCAAGAUUCUUCUGCAAAGGUUGUAGAAGGUACUGGACUGAAGGUGGUUCGCUUAGGAACAUUCCCGUUGGUGGUGGCUCAAGAAAGAACAAGAGAUCUCACUCAACUUCAAUUUCUUCUGAUAUUAGUAACAAUCACUCGGAUUCUACACAACCAGCUACAAAGAAGCAUCUCUCUGAUCAUCAUCACCACCACCUCAUGAGCAUGUCUCAACAAGGUUUGACCGGUCAAAACCCUAAAUUCAAUGAGACGACCCAACAAGAUCUCAAUUUAGGUUUUCCACCGCAUGGGUUGAUCAGGACCAACUUCACUGACCUCAUACACAACAUUGGGAACAGCAGCAAUACCAACAAGGGCACUAACAAUCCAUUGCUUGGUUCUUCAUGUUCUGCCACAUCAGCUAUGGCAGCUUCUUCUUUGGAUCUCAUAAGAAACCAUAGGAAUAAUGGGAAUUCUUCAAAUUCUUCAUUUAUGGGAUUUCCAGUUCAUAAUCAAGAUCCGACAUCUGGAGGGUUUUCAAUGCAAGAUCAUUACAAGCCUUGCAAUACAAACACAACGCUGCUAGGGUUUUCAUUGGAUCAUCAUCAUAAUAACGGAUUCCACGGAGGAGAAGAAGGAGGAGAAGGUGGUGGUGAUGUGAAUGGAAGACACUUGUUUCCUUUUGAGGAUUUGAAAUUGCCAGUUUCUUCUUCAUCGCCAUCAAGUAAUGUCGACGUUAAUGAUCAUCAGAAGCGAGGAAGUAGUGGUGACGCAGCUGCAACUUCUGCUGGAUAUUGGACUGGGAUGUUGAGUGGAGGAUCUUGGUGCUAG